UCAUUGUUAUUGUGGUAGCUGGAUUUCCAGUUGCUUACAUAGAUUUCGCCAUCAUUUCGCUUAAAUUUCGGCCCCUAAAGCUGCGGAAACGCGCGGACCCUCAAGACUACAGCAAAACAAUGUCGGUGCAAAAGGACAUUUCAUCUGACGAGAGUUUGCAAGGCUCCUGGGUUGAGCUGCAUUUCAGUGGCAAUGGCUCUCAAAGCACAAGCCAUCACGGAAGCCAGGAGCAAAUCAUCCCCACGUCCAGCCAGGAGGGUGACGUGGAGAAAAUGCUGCUAGAUGCACAGAACGAGUCGGGCAGAAACAGCUCCAGAGGAAGCUCUCAAUGCAACAGCCCACUCAGAGCACAGACCCCCCUUCUCCUGUGGAGAGGCUCAGAGGGAAACAGCUCACAGUCAGAUGAAGACUUCCAAGAAACAAGACGGGAAGUAGAGAACCUGAUGAAGAAAAAUGCUGAUUGGAUCUGGGACUGGUCCAGUCGACCUGAGAACAAUCCACCAAAGGAGUUCCUGCUGAAGUACCCUAAGCGCACGACCUCUCUCAGUAUUAGGAACACCAGCGUCAUGAAGAAGGGAGGCAUUCUCUCUGCUGACUUUCUGAAGAUUUUCCUUCCCUCAUUAAUCAUUUCUCACAUACUCGCUGUUGGCCUAGGGAUAUAUAUUGGGAAACGCCUAACCUCCCACAGCACCUACUGAGUCGAAAGGUGGGGUGUGGCGACGCUUUGUCACCUUGAUGUGACCAGCCUGGCAUGCCUUAAAAUGGGACCUUUUGAAGAUCAAGCGAGUUGUGGCCAUGUGACAUGGUCCAAUUUGAUAGAGAGCCUUGUAUUGCCCCCAGCAGCGUGGAGAGUAAAGGAUAUGUCAUUGUUGUUUUUUGCUGAACAUACUGACCAAUCCUCUGCUCCUUGCUGUAGUCCCUGUCCUGGCCUGGAGUCGACUGUUUUGCUGCUUCCUGCUCCUUAAAUCUGCACGUUAGGGAAUUGAGAGAGAGAGAUAGUUAGUACUUUAUUGCCUUUUUCGUUUUGCAAUGAGAAGUCACUUGUGAUUUAAAAUCAUAUACUGUGAGUUUAUUUCUUUUUUUGUUUUUUUGGGAUCAGCUGGGCAUAAAUGAAACUGUUGUGACUUGUAAUUUUUGUUUAUCUCUUAAACACUUAGUGUUUGUCACCUAAGUGUUUAUCUCUUAAACACUUAGUGUUUAAGAGAUAACAUUUAUCACUGAUUGCUCAAUUUUUGCAAUGGUAAAUUGUAGAAAAUCUAAUGUUAGCUUAUUAAGCACAAACGUGGUCCAUUUUGUUCAUCUUUCACAAAAUAAAAGCUGGAAACACA
Toxotes jaculatrix (banded archerfish) is the source of this 1328-nucleotide messenger RNA. RefSeq names its product BCL2 interacting protein 4 (gene bnip4). Gene Ontology annotation, cellular component: nucleus; mitochondrial envelope; mitochondrial outer membrane. The coding region runs from base 120 to 698 and encodes 192 amino acids. Gene Ontology annotation, biological process: positive regulation of apoptotic process; mitochondrial outer membrane permeabilization. Lineage: Eukaryota; Metazoa; Chordata; Actinopteri; Toxotidae. The transcript is spliced from 6 exons. The record is from RefSeq and is a predicted model, not a curated record.